Periophthalmus magnuspinnatus is the source of this 1572-nucleotide messenger RNA. RefSeq lists its product as uncharacterized. Lineage: Eukaryota; Metazoa; Chordata; Actinopteri; Gobiiformes; Gobiidae. The record is from RefSeq and is a predicted model, not a curated record. The transcript has 8 exons. Bases 1 to 1572 code for a protein of 523 amino acids. Gene Ontology annotation, molecular function: protein dimerization activity.
AUGGUGCACGGAGCAGGGUGCGAGCCAGAGCCCAGGGGCGCGUCGAGAGGAGUGGGGGCGGGGGCCGGAAACCGCCAGAACCGGGACGGAGAUGGGACCGGGAGUAGAGCCAGAGGAAGCCGGGCCGGAAUGGACCGGGAAGCGGGAGCCAGGACAGGAGACGUGAAGCAGCCGGGGCCCAGCACGAGACAGGGAGGUGAAGGAAGCAUCCGGAAACAAAUCCAGAAGCAGUGGCUGCUGCAUGUGCUUCUGGUGCAGCAAGUCAGCAAGGGACCAUUACCAGAAGCAGCAGGACUUGCAGAAGCAGAGGAAGGUGACAGUCUGUGGGACUUUCUAGACUGUCGAGUCGGUGCAACCCAAGGUACAAACAGCACCACGGCUGAUGCCACAGUGGAGGUUCAGCGCUACCUCUCAGAGGCCUAUCUGCCAAGAGGAGAAGACCCGCUCAAAUACUGGGAAAGCAGAAAAGACAUUUAUCCCCAUCUCCAUAGAAUGGCGAUAGACUAUCUCCACAUCCCAGCCACUUCUGUACCAUGUGAGCAGGUCUUCUCCAAAGCUGGAGAGGUAGUGCGACAGAAGAGGAGGUCUAAACCCAGACCUGCUCCCAACUCUGUGUCUCUGAAAAGUGACCGCUCCAAAGACCCUCCUCCUAAGUUUAGAGAGGCUCCUCCUGAAGACCAGAGAGAGCCAGGCCCAAAGGAGCAGCUGGACGCCAUAUUCAGAUGUCUGGAGGAGCAGGUCCUGAGGUUUGUCCAACAGCAGCUCCAGAGGUUCCACAGGCUCCUGGCCUCAGAUUACCCAGAAUGCUCCGAGAGUGAGGAGGAGGAGAGCAGAGAGGUUCUGAACAUCACCCUGGACUUCCUGAAGAGGAUGGACCAGGAGCAUCUGACCCAGCGCCUGUUCAACAGGAGUAAUGUUGGGGUUUGCAGAGACAAACUGAAGUCUGACCUGCAGCAGAGGCUCAGCCAUGUGUUUGAGGGUGUGGCUAAAGCAGGAGACUCCGCCCCCCUGACACAGAUCAACACAGAGCUCUACAUCACAGAGGGCAGAGCCUCAGAGGUCAACCAGGAACAUGAGGUCAGACACAUGGAGACCGCGUCCAGGAGACCGGCCGCUCCGGAGACCACCAUCACAUGUGAAGACCUCUUUAAACCACACUCACCAGAGCCAAUCAGAUUUGUGCUGACGAAGGGCGUGGCCGGCGUGGGGAAAACGGUGCUGACUCAGAAGUUGAGUCUGGACUGGGCUGAAGGCCACGCCCACCAGGACCUCCAGCUGCUGUUCCCGUUCACUUUCAGAGCGCUCAGUGUGCUCAGAGACACACAGUUCAGCCUGGUGGGACUGCUGCACCACUUCUUCAGUCCAUCCAAAGAUCUCUGCAGCUUCCAACAGCUCCAGGUGCUCUUCAUCUUUGACGGUCUGGACGAGUGCAGACCUCCUCUGGACUUCAGCAGAACCCGAGUCCUGACCGACCCCACAGAGUCCGCCUCAGUUCAUCAGGGGGAGUCUGCUUCCCUCCGCUCACCUCUGGAUAACCACACGCCCCGCCGCAACCAGUCAGAUCCCUGCUGA